This is a messenger RNA of Dichotomopilus funicola, 1428 nucleotides long. Its product is annotated as aldehyde dehydrogenase. The transcript is spliced from 3 exons. Lineage: Eukaryota; Fungi; Ascomycota; Sordariomycetes; Sordariales; Chaetomiaceae. The record is from RefSeq and is a predicted model, not a curated record. Bases 1 to 1428 code for a protein of 475 amino acids. Gene Ontology annotation, molecular function: aldehyde dehydrogenase (NAD+) activity.
AUGUCCGUCCAAUUCCACAACAUCAUCAACGACGAGCUGCGGGGCAGCAGCGAAACUCACCGGGUAACCGACCCGCGGACCGAAGAGGAACUAUGGGAGUGCCCUGUGGCAUCGACGCAGGACUUUGAGCACGCCGUGGCGGCCGCGCAGACGGCGUUUGCAGCGUGGUCCCAGACUACCGUGGCCGAGCGCCAGGCAUGCCUGGUCCAGCUCGCUGAUGUGCUGCGUGAGAAUAAGGAGGAGCUGGCGGGGAUUCUGAUGCGGGAGACGGGCAAGUCGAAGAUCUUGGCGGAUAUUGAUGUUGAGGGGAGCGUGGCGCAGUGUCUUUACUAUUCCCAAAACGCCCUCCAAGACGAAAUCCAACACGAAGACGCCCACACCCGCGUCCUAGCAACGCACAUCCCCCUGGGCACAGUAUCCGCCAUCUGCCCCUGGAAUUUCCCGCUCAUCCUGGCCAACAUCAAAGUCGUGUCCGCCCUCGUCACAGGCAACUGUGUCAUCGUCAAACCCUCCCCGCACACUCCUUACUCCGUCCUCCGCUGGGCCGAACUCAGCCGCGGCAUCCUCCCCCCGGGGGUCUUCCAGGCCCUUAACGGCGGCGCUGAGUUGGGCGUCGCCAUGACGCUGCACCCGGGGAUUGCCAAGAUCUCGUUUACGGGUACUAUUGCUGUUGGGAAGAAAGUCAUGGAGGCGUGUGCAAAGACGCUGAAGAAACUCACGCUGGAAUUGGCGGGGAAUGAUGCCUGUAUCGUGUGCGAGGAUGCCGAUUUGGACGUGGCCGUGCCUGCGGUGGCUAGUGGUGGGUUCUUCAAUGCGGGACAAGUGUGUGUCGCGAGUAAACGGAUCUACGUGCAUGAGAGUAUUUACGAGGAGUUUCUCGCGCGGCUGGUGCAGGAGGUGGAGACGCGGUAUGCGAUCCAGGAGGAUGGGCUGUCGCCGAGCGUGUUUGGGCCGCUGGAUAAUAAGGUGCAGUAUGAGGUGGUGAAGGGGAUUGUGGAGGAUUGUAAGGCCAAGGGGUACGAUAUUGUCACGGGCGGGCAGACGGAUAGACGGGAGCAGGGGAAAGGGAAGGGGUUCUGGUUGCCGCCGACGAUUGUGUCGCGGCCGCCGGAGGAGUCGGUGCUUGUGCAGGAGGAACAGUUUGGCCCCGUCCUCCCCAUCCUCCCCUGGACCUCCGAAGACGACGUGAUCCGCCGCUCGAACCUAUCCAACGCCGGGCUCGGCGCAUCAGUGUACUCGCGGGACCUGGCCAGGGCGGAGCGCAUCGCGCGCCGGCUGGAAGCGGGCGGGGUCUGGAUCAAUAUCUUUGAGCGGCCCAACUAUGGCGCCUACUUCUCGGGCAUCAAGGACAGCGGGUUUGGCGGGGAGAUGGGGAAGCAGGGGCUUUUGUCGUAUGCGUAUACUAAGUGUCUGCAUUUUGCGAAGUGA